AUGUCAAAACGGGUUGGGCUCAGUGAAGGCGAACUUGGUGACUCAGAAGGUGAAGGUGAACUUGAUGACUCCGAAGGCGAAGGUGAUUCAGAAGGUGACGGCGAUUCAGGAGUUGGACUAGGCGCUUUAGGAGUUGAAGGCGUAGGCCAUCCAGGUAUGUCUGGCCAUCCUGGAAAUGGAAAUGGAAAUGGAAAUGGAAAUGGAAUUCCCGGUAUUUUUGGGAAUGGGAUUCCAGGUAUGUCUGGGAUUGGGAUUCCUGGUAUGUCUGGAAUUCCUGGUAUUUUUGGGAAUGGAAUUCCAGGUAUGUAUGGGAUUGGGAUUCCUGGUAUGUCUGGAAUUCCUGGUAUUUUUGGGAAUGGGAUUUCUGGUAUGUCUGGAAAUCCUGGUAUUUUCGGAAAUGGAAUUCCUGGAAAACCGGGUAUGAAACAGUCAGAACUUGCAUCAUCGUUGUCUUUAACAUUUUUUGUAGUGCAAUAUUUGAUACCAUCCACAUUAUUUUGUUUUGUAGCAACCUCAACUGCAAAAAAUAUGAACCAUAAACAAUUCAAAUUACGGAUAUCUUCCAUCAAAUUUACAUUGAAAUGA
Medicago truncatula (barrel medic) is the source of this 585-nucleotide messenger RNA. RefSeq names its product collagen alpha-1(VIII) chain-like. The transcript is spliced from 2 exons. NCBI's taxonomy places the organism in Eukaryota, Viridiplantae, Streptophyta, Magnoliopsida, Fabales, Fabaceae. The record is from RefSeq and is a predicted model, not a curated record. The coding region runs from base 1 to 585 and encodes 194 amino acids.